This is a messenger RNA of Aspergillus glaucus CBS 516.65, 357 nucleotides long. RefSeq names its product ankyrin repeat domain-containing protein. The record is from RefSeq and is a predicted model, not a curated record. The coding region runs from base 1 to 357 and encodes 118 amino acids. Lineage: Eukaryota; Fungi; Ascomycota; Eurotiomycetes; Eurotiales; Aspergillaceae. The transcript has a single exon. Gene Ontology annotation, molecular function: protein binding.
AUGGUCAAGCUGUUAAUCGGAUUGAAUGCCAGUCCAGAUGUUCCAGAUAGGCAUGGCCGAGCACCUCUUUUCUGGGCUGCAAUGAGAGGCCAUGAGGCAGUGGUGGACCUGUUACUGAAAAUAGAAGGGGUGGAUGUCAACUCUAGAGAUAUGGAUGGUCGAACGCCGCUGCACUGGGCGGUAUUGAAUGGACAUGAGGCAGUGGUAGCGCUUCUACUCCCAAGAAGAGGAGCGCGGGUUGAAAAAGAUCUAAGAGAUAAGCAUAACCAAUCGCCCCUCUUUAUCGCUCUGAAAAGUGGCGAUAAACGGAUUUCAGAACGCCUAUUGAGACGCUACCAGCCCGGAGUACGAUUUUAA